This is a messenger RNA of Nylanderia fulva, 594 nucleotides long. NCBI's taxonomy places the organism in Eukaryota, Metazoa, Arthropoda, Insecta, Hymenoptera, Formicidae. The record is from RefSeq and is a predicted model, not a curated record.
AUGACAUCCGAUCAAUUCCUCAAAUACAUGGAGCAUUUCAUCAAAUACACCGGCGCGAAUAAGGAUUCACCAACUCUUCUGCUUCUCGACAAUCACACAUCACAUUUGUCGAUUGACACCCUUGAAUUGGCAUUGGAUCACGGCAUUACCAUGCUCUCAUUCCCACCGCAUUGCACUCACCGUAUGCAGCCGCUCGAUGUUUCGGUAUUUGGCCCUUUCAAGACCAUGUUCACCAUAAAACAUGAUACUUGGAAGAAAUCAAACGUCGGCGUGGUUUUUGAUUUGCAUCAUGUGCCACUCAUUGUCGACCAAUGCUUAGAUACUGCCGUGACCCCAAAAAACAUCAAGGCUGGAUUUAGAGCGACAGGUAUUUUCCCAUUCGAUCCGCACGUCUUCACGGAAAUCGACUUCAUCGCUUCGCAUUUGAGCGGCGAAAAUGAGUGCGACGAUGAUGAAGAAGAUGAAGAUAAUCAGCGUCGAAUCAUUGUGUCUGGCGAUGCAAUAGCAACCGCAGUACAUGAAGAAGUCACGACAUCUGAACCAUCUACAAGCUCUGUCGUUUCGGCCAAAGAGCUCCGCGAUGCAUUAAAAUAG